This is a messenger RNA of Rhododendron vialii, 1133 nucleotides long. RefSeq names its product small ribosomal subunit protein uS7-like. Lineage: Eukaryota; Viridiplantae; Streptophyta; Magnoliopsida; Ericales; Ericaceae. The coding region runs from base 183 to 839 and encodes 218 amino acids. The record is from RefSeq and is a predicted model, not a curated record. Gene Ontology annotation, molecular function: rRNA binding; mRNA binding; structural constituent of ribosome. Gene Ontology annotation, biological process: ribosomal small subunit assembly; translation. The transcript has 5 exons. Gene Ontology annotation, cellular component: ribosome; cytosolic small ribosomal subunit.
AAUACUAAAACCUAGCCCGCAAGCACUCCAUCGCCUCAAGGGGCCGUAACUUAUAAAUUCACAAGACGCCGCGAGGGAUAGGGCUUCAUUUUGUUCCGUCGUUUGGACCUUGGAUUGGAUUGGAUUGGAGCUUCUUCCCCGAGCCUCUGAUUAGAAUACCAGGUGAAGCAGCAGCAGCAGCUAUGGCGGAAGUCUUAGACCCCCUGAAUGUCGCGGUGAACUAUCAGAAUGAAAAAGCCAGCAGUCAGCCUCUUACUGUUGUAAAGCUCUUCAACAGAUGGUGUUUAGACGGCCCUGAAGGAGUUUCGUUCACCGAGGUGUCUCUAUUGGAUUACAUUGCUGUGAAUCCUACUAAGCACGCUACUUAUGUGCCUCACACUGCCGGAAGGUAUUCAAACAAGCGGUUUAGGAAGGCCCAGUGCCCAAUUGUGGAGAGGCUAACUAACUCUCUGAUGAUGCAUGGGCGAAACAAUGGCAAGAAGCUGAUGGCAGUCCGCAUUGUUAAGCAUGCUAUGGAGAUUAUCCACUUGCUGACUGACCAAAAUCCUAUUCAAGUCAUUGUUGAUGCUGUGAUCAACAGUGGACCGAGAGAAGAUGCUACUCGUAUUGGUUCAGCUGGUGUUGUGAGGCGUCAGGCUGUUGAUAUUUCUCCAUUGCGGCGUGUUAACCAGGCACUAUAUCUGCUGACAACUGGUGCACGAGAGAGUGCUUUCAGAAACAUCAAGACCAUAGCUGAGUGCCUAGCAGAUGAACUCAUAAAUGCUGCCAAGGGGUCUUCCAACAGCUAUGCUAUAAAAAAGAAAGACGAGAUCGAGAGGGUUGCAAAAGCCAACCGUUGAGAAAGAGGAUAUUUUGGUGGGAAGGAAAAGAAAUGCAGGACAAUUUUGUUUAUGGGGCUUACUAGUUUUUUUUUUUGGCUUUUAUAGGUGGGAAGAUUUAGCAUGGAGGAACUUUUUCUGUUUGAGCUAUUUUCCGCCCUUUUUUUAUUAUUAUUUAAUGAAGUUCAUUCUUAUCCUUUUUUUUUUUUGGUCUAUUUAAUGUUGCGUAUACUGAGGAGCCUAGACUGUUUCUGGGAUGGUGAUCAUUCUCUGUUGAGUUACAGUCAACAUUGAGUUGAACUUUGUUCUUGGUUU